This is a messenger RNA of Trypanosoma grayi, 1896 nucleotides long. RefSeq names its product putative serine peptidase. The record is from RefSeq and is a predicted model, not a curated record. Bases 1 to 1896 code for a protein of 631 amino acids. Lineage: Eukaryota; Euglenozoa; Kinetoplastea; Trypanosomatida; Trypanosomatidae. The transcript has a single exon.
AUGCCGAGAAUGGCGGAGGGGAGGCGGACGGACGCUGGCAUUUUUGGCUCUAUCGUGAAGUCCAUCAUUCUGCCCAGGCCGAGCCCGAGCUACGACACGGCUGUGCACCCCGGCAAACUGCUGCACAUCCCGAAGGUCGACUGGAGUACGCGGCAGGAGAACGGUGCCUUCACAUACGGGCUGCUGCUGCUCGACCCGACGGCGAAGUACCUCGUCAUCUACGCCCACACCAACGCGGUGGACAUGGCGAUGAUGUUCGACGAGCUCUCGUACCUGGGCGAGCGUGCCUCCACAUCGGUGCUUCUCUUUGAGUACACAGGCUACGGCAUCUCCGACGGUGAGACGACGGAGAUAUCCAUGAACGAAGACAUGCUCUCCGCCUACUGCUAUGCCGUUCGCUACCUUCAAGUGCCGGCAAACCGAAUUGUUCUCAUGGGUCGCUCUAUUGGCACGGGGCCAUCAGUGCAGCUGUGCGCUCUCCUGCAGGACGCGGAAGAGACGCCGGCGCUGCUGGUGCUGCAGUCGCCCUUCACCUCGGUGAUGGAGUGCGCCAACAAAAUCACACACGUUGGCUCCAUAAUGGGCUUCCUAGGCUACGACUGGUUUCGUACCAUCGAUGUGAUUGCACGGGUACGCUGCCCUAUCAUCAUUCAGCACGGGGGUCUUGACGAUGUUGUGCCCUUUGAGCACGCGGAGCGGCUUAAGCGCGUCAUUGAAGAUGCGACGCCCCCCGGCCUCAUCGAGCUGCACGAGGAGAAGACAUGCAGGCACAACGACCUCCCGGUGACGAACGCUGCGCACAUCGUCGGCAAGAAGCUGCGUGGUCUGGGGCAAGAGCGGUGCCUACAGCUCAAAUGCCGACCGUACCGGCUGGUGAAUCCGCCCAUUUACGAAUAUCUUUUCUGCGUCAAUGGCANGCGGAUCACAUGUGUUGAAUCGUUGCUGCGUCACUGGAACGAGACACUUGCUCUGGGCUCCUUCGUGUGCAAACGAGAGAAGCUACACGUUCUCCUUGUUGCGAGUGUCGCGCUAUUUGCAAUGCGCUGCGCGCUGGUGUGGCAGCGCUACAUAGGGAGUUGGAAACAAGACCACAGCGGCAAGGCGGCCGGAGAGGACCCGCACUGCAGUAAGGAAGAAAUCAUCAACCGCUGCCUCGCUUGCUGGGGGAGUCCCCUCGGCAUCUUUGUCGGGGCGCAGGGGAAAUCGCCGGUGCACAAAAUAUUCGGCGUGCAUUUCCCAGCGAAUGGUGUGUCGAGUAGAAACGACAGCAGCAACAUCGGCAGUUCGUCUUUCAUGGCGUGCGACGACCGCCCGCCGCACUUUGGCGUUGCCGAGCUUGAGUUCACACCAGGAUUGAUGAAGAGUGUGGUCGUCGCGGUGUCCACGGCACCAACCCUCACAGGAGAGGCAAAUGACAUGGGUGUGUUUCUCCAGAAGGACAUCGUGACGUGGAUACAGACGGAGUGUGAACGUAUCAUGGCCUUUCUCGAUGACAACGAAUGGGAGAAUCUCCGUAUUUUACUGCUUAACUUCAACGCGAAGGCGCCUACAUUCCUGAGCAGCAAGGCGCUUCACUUGUUCAAUGAAUGCACAUCGCCGAGUGGCGAGGAGAGCACGCACCGCAGAAAGAAGGAGUCUAUAGUGGACCUGGAGGAGUGGCUGCAGCCAUGGAUAGCGAGCACCAAGGCACAAUCGAACUUGGGUGGUGAGGUGCCGUGGGAUUACUACUUGUUCAAGGCACGCCGAUGUGUGCGGGAUGACCACCAGCUGCGGGCCGACUUGUGCUGGCUGGAGACGAGAAAGAUCGUAGAAGCUUGGCGGGUAGUCGCAGAGAUCCACCGUCUGUUUAAGAAGUACUCGCGUCGCUGCUUACGUCCAACAUUCAUUGCGGUAUAA